CACCUGACGACGUGAUUGACAGCAGGCACGUUAGCUAGCUAUCAUAUACCAUAUUCUUAGACUUACCGUUGGUUAACUAUGUGGUUAGCUGGUGUUUAAGUCCUGAAAGUUCUUUAAAACUAUUUUUUACUACAUUGUAUUUAUGAAUUGAUACAUUUAUAUUACAACAAAACAAACAAACUUGUUGCCUCUUUUAGCUUUCCAGCUAGCUAGCAAGCAGAGUUUACUUGAUAUGAGUGUUUUGAGCUGCUACCCACUGAGCAACAGACGGCUAUUAGACGUCUAGCUUUUUUUAGACUUAAUUUCAACCGUCAAGAUUCUGUGUAUUUUUUGACAGAAAUUAGACGUUGCACUUUAACCCAUUAUUUUAUAACUAUUUAUUUCAAAAAGCAACUGUGAGCUGCAUAACUGAUCUCCAAGUACUUAACCAAAAUAAUUAUGAUAGCCGUUUAGCAAUAUACAGUGUAGUAUAGAUAUAGCCCAGGUUUAGAUUUAGUCUAAACUUGGUCUAAAUUUAGACGUUAAAAAACUUUCAUUUUUGGACCUGUGUUAGCCUGAUUUUAGACCAGUCGUCUAGGCUACAUUUAGACGUCUAUUUUACCUAUAUUAUACCAAAAAAUGCUCAGUGGGUGGGUAAUGUCAACAGGAAUUAUCAACAAAUCUUAAUUUAAAAAAAAAAACACAAGGGUCUUUAUUUUUGAAAACGUAAUUUGUUAAAUUGUUUUGGCUUUCCUCAAAGUAAUAGCACCUUUUACAGGAAAGCCUCGGGGCUUGUGAGACAAAAGCUAAGGUAGGAACUUUUUGUUCAUCUAUGUAUCUCUAUGUAUUUAAUUAUCUGCAAUAUCUGCAACUUUCACUUGCAGCAGUUUUUAGCCACUGUGCAGGGGUUUCACAGUGGCUAAAAAAACAACUUUUUAACCUUAAAUUGUGAAAAAACUGUUUCCAUGUGUUUUUCUAAAAGGCAAAAACCGCAUAAUGAUUUCACUGUUGAUCAGAAGGAAAUACAGAAAGUAAAUGAGUUCAAAUCUCUAGGUGUUGUCUUUGAUUAACAGCUAAAAUUUGAAGGACAAAUCAAGACUAAUCUGAACUGCUUUCGACUUAUAACACCUUGUCUGCCCAGUUGCACUCCAUGAUUCUUUCUCACUUCUAUAUUGCCUAAGUGUCUGGAGCCAGGCCACUCAAUCUGUAACGAAGCCUGUCACUAUACAAACAAACCUUAAAAACACUCAAUCAAAAGCCAGUGAAAUGGCACCAUUGCAUAGUUUUACACAAGUACAACUUGUUGAGCUUCGACAAUUUCAUAAAUCUCUCAUUUCUUAAACUGGUUUUUAAGUGUGUGAAUGGCUUUGCCCCAGACUUAGUUAAUGAAAUGAUUGAAAAGUACUCAUAUAAAGGAGCUUCUACAAGAGGAGCAGUCAGUGGAUACUGUGAACCCACAAAGCGCAGGACAGCUUUUGGCCAGUCUUCCUUCUCAGUCAAAGGUCCACAGAUUUGGAAUAUAUUACCAUCAGAAAUAAAAACAUUAAAGGACCCCAAAGCUUUCAAUAUCAAAACAAAACUAUGGCUGAAACAAAGACAAAUUUGUGAACUCUAACUUACAUAUAUGUAUAUUAUGGCAUGUAUGUGUGUCUAUGUGUAUGUAUGUAUAUAUAUAUAUCUAUGUGUGUGCAUGUUUUUUUAUUAUUGUGUGUCUGCACCUGCUAUAAUGUUAGUUUUUAUUUAGUGGUUUAUGUAUUAUGUGCUGUAUUCCCUGCUGUCUAACAAGAGACAACGACUGUAAAUUAGCAACAGCUAGAAGUCCUGCAUACACGGCAUUGGUUGCUCUUUAAUUAGAUGCAACAAUGCUUGGUGUUCUGUCCCUGUCAAAUAAGCGAAUGAAAAAUAAAAGCUGUGGUUUUAAGUGGGCUAUAGUUUGUAGCCUUAAGAUAUAAUGCUUUCUGAUGUUCCCCAUUCCUGGACAAUGCAUGUUGGCUCUUGAAACUUUUUUGUUAACGUAGCUUCAUCAUGUGUAACAAGAUGGAUGCCCGUCUGGAAACACAUUAACAAAAAAUAACUGGGUCAGACAUCCUGUAGUAGAUCAAUACACGUGUGUCCAUGUUUAAAGGACACACAGAUGAGUUAGGUGAGCUAUGGUUGUGUGACAGAAGUGAGUCAGCAUGUGCAAUACCAUGAGUCUGAAACUUUGGAGGGGGUUGGGGUCAAACAUUUAUGCAGCAAUAAUUUUAUCAUUAAUACCUGUACUUAUUGUUUGUACUGUUGAGUUGUGAGAGACAAUCCCUCCAGUCUGAACAAUGUAUGCCUUCAACUUCCAGGUGUGGGGUGUCCGGCGCAUGCUGCUGCAUUUUUACGAUCAUGUUUCAUCCACUCAUCGGAUGCAGAAUGGGUGAGUUCAUCCUUUACAUACAUCUGUUGACAAAUGAAAACAAAACCCUUGUUUAGUCAAUUUUCUGACGCAUUAGGCGCCACGUGUAAGGCUGAGAACUCCCCAAAACACAAACAGCAGGCAUUUUUCCACCAAACACAAUCAUAAAUCUAAAGUAACGUGCUCUGAAAAUUAGCAGUCAGUGAAUAUAACUCUGCUUAAUUGAAAAGGCCCGGUGUAUUUUUGCAAAAACAUUUAAAUCAGGUGCGUGGUUGUAUGGAAAAUAACUUGUCGGCCCAUUUUCCACAAAAAUAACUGGAACUAAGGUGACAUAUAGUGUUUGUUGAUGUUAUCGUUGCAGGGUAAAUCAGGCCUGUUUAGUCAAAAAACACUGCUUCCAUCAAUUAUUACAAAGUGGAACUUUUUCCCCAGCUAACAUUCCCUUCCUUUUGCAAUGAGGGGAAAAAAAACAGUAAGCAAAGAUAUUUCCUGUUCCGUACAUGCAAAUAUGAAGGUUCACAUUGUGCUGUGCUGUGAUGAGAAAAAAAAAUUGAAUUUUCUGCCGGGAUUUCCAGAAAGAUGAGUAUCUUAACACACCCUGAUUGAAAUCAAUCAGCUGUGAGCAUGCACUUGCAGUAGUUUCAGUGUGAGACUGUUAGCACACCUCUAUUUUUUAAUUCUCUUGUGUUAUGUGAUAGUGAAAGAUGGAGUAAUACAACUUCAUGUGAAGUCAAGCUUUAAACUUGCUCAGAAAAAACUCAAAUCAAAAACUCAGUCGUCGGUCAGCCUCAGUGCUGUUUUUACAAUCGUGGAUCCCUUUAUUUUGUAGCAUGUUUUUGUAACUAACACUGAAUGAAACCGUUUUUCAUGAAUGAGCACUUUUAACACUCAGACAGAAUAUCAUUCUUAAAAUCUAUUUAUGUUUUCAAUCUACUGUGGUGUGCUCUCAGGGAUAUAUUAAAACUAUAGCUUUCACAUGUCAGAUAAAAAAGGCUUCCAGGAGUCAACAUGUUGGAUAUAGAAAACUAAGUUAAAAGUCAAGAGAUAUUCAGAGAGAGAGGGCAUGAAUUACUGCAGUCAGGAGGCUGAACGCUCUUGAAAUCCUUUUACAAAAUCUACUUGACAGGGAGGGGGCAGGAACCGCAAGGGGCCGCAUUUGAAGGGCUUUUUACAAGUGCUGAGAUGGCUCAGCUAGCUGAGGUGCACACCAGACAAAAUGAUACAGUUUAAAGUAAAGAGCCUCACCAUCCUCUUCAGGGCACCAUUAAGUCAGAGCAAUGUGUCUGUAAAAAUCUAAAUCACCAUGAAGCAGACAUUUUAGCCAUAAAUCAAACCAAGAAUCUUGAAACGACCAAGUAAUCAUAAAAAUGUCACACUUUAAUUGGAAACACGUUCUAUUUAUAACUAUAUGCUUUUUAAUAAACGCUGCUAAACUUUAGAAAUAGUCUUCUCUUGAAUUCAGAUCCCAGUUUCCUUUCAGUCAAUGGGAGUUAUUGUAAAAACAGAACGACAUUUAUCUUUAAGUUUGGAAAUAGCACAAACAAACACAGUUCAAGAAUUAAAACUGAUUUUUAACAUUUGAACUCCAAAGAUGAGGCCUUCUGAGUAUGACUAUGUUUGUUUGACUAUAGAUAAUAUGCUUCCACAUGCCUGGUAAUCAUGAUUUCUACCAUCAUUUAAUAGAAGUUUCUCCAAUUACGUGCUUUCUUGUUAGCAGACGAUGGCACCAAAUUACUGGCGAUUAAAGCUCCUGUGAGGAACAUUCAGUUUGUGGAAGUUUUGGCGCCCUCUGUGGACAAAAUGGUACUUCUUAGCUCUGUUGUUUUGUCCUCAGAAUAUUGAAUGGGUGCUUUAUUUGGAGAAAAUCUCAUUGUGCUGUCACUCCACUGUCACACUAAUCUGUGAAAAAUCAGUGAAAACUGUUAAAAAAAAAAAAAAAAGGCUGUCUCCUCUUGGUCUGACACCUGUGCCCCUGCAGUGAUUCCAAAUAGGCUGCAUAAUAUACCUCAAAUUAAUCAAUGUUCCAGUGUCAACAUUUGGAAUAAACCUUUUGCAAAAAUAUUCAUUUAUGUUGGAAAAUUAUGAAUAUAUAUAAUCAGUAUUUUCUACCCUAAGUAAUGUUGAUUUACCUGAUAUCAACAUGGGUAUCAUGCUUCUGUACAGUUGUGAUGCAGUCAAAUGAAGCUGUAACCACCUCAGAUGAAUUUGUGAUGGAAAAACUAUUUUUUUAAUGCAACUUGGAUUCAGGCGAAAAGUUGCAAAAACAGGCAAUGUGUGCAACAUGAAGAGCAGCAGAUACCUAUUAACUAUUAAUAAUGACAGUUCAGAUGCAGUUCAGCUAGUAGUAGUUUUGAUUAUAAUAAGAAAUAUUGUAGUAGAAAUAACUAAUCCUGUCCAUGAUGGUCUAUUUUUCUUUUGUGGUUUCCUGAAAAGUAUCAGGAUUAAUUCCAGUCUUAUUCAGAACCAGUUAAAAACUUCUCACCUGAGCUUUAAGUGUUAGAUUGAUAAGCCUUCAGGAAGUUCUUAACAGCAAAGUGGAUUAUCCCCCUUACUACCAUCACAACAAAACAUGAAUAUCAAAACAGCUGAAAGGAAAUACACAAACAUAUCAUCCGAUGGUGUUGAUUCAGGUUCUUGUUAUCACACUUCUAACUUCCUGUAUAAACUUGGUUGCAGAAAUGAUGCUAUACCACGUAACUUUUUACCAACACUGGUCAAACUGGACAGUAGGGCCCGACCGAUUUAUCGGUGAGCUGAUUAAAUUGGCCAGUUUUCGCCCGUUUGAGACUAAUCUGUAAUCGGCCAAAACUCGCCGAUUGUCGCCAAUAUUUUCAGAAAUAAAAUGCGAAGAAUAAGAUUCGGUUUCACUUCGAAAUGUUCCGCCAUUUGAAAAGUUCACGACUUAUCCUGUAGAUGGCGCAGUGACCUCAUGACAAUCUUCAUCCAUUAACUACCUCACAGCACAGCAGAGUGACGGAUCUGAAGCAGGCAGCUCAGGGACGCACAGAGGAGAGUGGUCCGCCUCAACGGUAAAUAAACCAGUUUGUGAAUUACACAAUAAGUCAACAAGUUUCAGUUCAACCCACUUCACAAUGUUCCCCGCUGUGCUGGUCUCUGUCACGCCGAGUUAACGGUGAAGCACCAUGUAAUAUGCAAGCUAAAGUUAGAGUUAGCCAUCUGCUAUUAGCCUUGCUACACUGUUAGCUGUGCCAGUAGCGGUAGAAUAAACAACAGUACACAUUAGUGAUGGAGCUACUUCUCUUACUGAGGCAGCUGCAUGUCUCCAGAUGAGACCAGACCUACAGUAUAUAGUAUACUGUAGAUAUCUAAAAAUCAGCCGAUUAAUCGCUAAUCAGAUUUUUUUCCCCCGUUGGCCCCAAAAAAUCCAUAUCGGUUGGGCCCUACUGGACAGGUGUUGUUUUCUAAGAAUACGGUUUAAAAAUAUUCUCACAUGGGAUCCUGAUGUUUAAUCAACGAUAGCGGGCGCCAUUCCUCAUGAACACUUUAUCUGGACGAGCAGAUUUGUUCCUUCAACAGUCAAUAAACCUCCAAGUACAAAUGAGAUCUCUCAGCUGUUUGUGUACGUUGAAGAAUGACUGACAGCAAGAGGGGAGCUAAUUCAUUUCCUUGACCAUCUGCUAAGUCACCACUGAAAUGAAAAACUCGGCAGCUCUUUCCCAAAACAUCUGCAGACAAACAUCUGUUAGUCCACUGUACUUUUCAAUGCUUCCAAAAUUUAGAUGCGGGGAAAGACGCAGGAUGGCUAAAGCAUUCGUUUAUGUCAUUACAUCAGAUUUAAUGGGCAGCAAAUAGCUUAGCUGAGUGUCACACAAGUUAAGAUUUCUUUAACAACGUCAAACUAUGAUUAAAUUUGAGCCUCUGUAGUGGAAAAAGGAUGUACAAAGAGGCACCAGAGUCCCUUGUGUUGAGCGCCCAGAGUGUAUCCAAUGGCUUUGAACCCUACAUGACAUGUUAGAGAGAACUCACAUAGGAAUAGAAAGCCAUAAGACACAGCUGUGGUUAGACUUAGAAGAUAAUAACACAAAAUCCGUACCGAAAGCAGUUGGAGAAAUCAUGCAGUUAGGGCUGAAAGCUUGACAACAAAGAGGAAACAACAGGGGCAGGUAGCAGGGAGCAUUCAGGAUUUCAAACUCACAUCCGCAUGAAUAAUUAAGCAAAGAAACUGCAAGCAUUCAUCUGAGGCCGGGGGGAAUAAAGUGAAACUGUCUUGCGAGACUUUCGACAGAAAGAAUGAUAUUUUUCACAGCACAAACUCAAAUAAAUUGACCCCUACACGACUCAUGAAUCAUACAGUGAUAUUCUUCAAGCCACUCGGUUCCUCAUGGGGGGUUUACGGUGUAAUCUUUGAUUAAAAAUGCAGUUUCAAAUCAAAGUCUACAGGGAAGAGGUGCAACAUUAAUCAAAAGGAUUUUGUCUCUGAAUUCAAAACAGAUUACGUAAAGUCUUUCUAUAUUCUGUAGCGGCCCUCUGCUUGACUUCUUCAAGCACAAAGGAGAUCAUUACCUCAGCAUUUUAAUUCAACCACCAGGCACAGAGGGCUUAGCAGUUUUUCAUAACGACCAAACAGAUUUUUGCAGACACAAAGCUUUAGCGUUGCCAUGCAUUUCUGUCUUUAAUCAAAGCCACCGUGCUGAUGAGUCGAGCGUUAUUUAUGCUCAGAAGCACGAAUAGUAUGCGUGAUUAUUUUUCUCUGUAUGCUUCAAGUUUAAAGACAUGUAAUUGCUAUAAGGUUUUUAUCAUGCUUCUAAACUCGUACUGUACUUUAGUCAACUGUGGGAAUCUUUCAACUUCGACUUGACUUCACUAAACUGUAUUUAAAAAGUGCUUUGGACUAUUUUCAACCUCUCACAGAGAAGAGACGGAGCACUCCAGCUCUGUAGGCCAAAUCUGCUCACACAGAUGUCUGCUCAGAAAAACAGUAGCCUUUAUAAAAACAUGAAAAAAUCCAGUGGAAAGGGAGGAAACGGCUACUAUAGUAGACAGAGGAGGCAUUUGUUGACAUUGUAUCAAGUGCAAUGCUGAGGUAUUUGAGGCACAGAGGGGCCAGGUAUUUGUCAGUCACUGUUUCUUGUGCUUUUGCUGUCUCCAACUCAAACAACAAAAGCCCCAUUGAGACAGCCUCAUUUUUUUUCCCCCCUCUGAAAAAGCACACAAAGCUUCCUGUACUAGGCUGCAACUGUCCACCAUGGGAGAAUCACUUUUUAGCUGUCUUUUCAACCCACCUGUUUCCAGCUUUUUUCAGUCGUAGAAAAGAGUCAAAACCUUUAUUUUUUAUUUUUUGCUUUAAAAAUCCAAAGAUGUCAAACUCUGACUCUGUUAACUCUGUAUUCGAGAUAGAAACACAGCUGGAUUUUUACUCCUCAGCCUCCCCAGUCAUGAAACUGUUUACACACUGAGAUUGAUCUCCUCUUGGCCUUUACAUAUGCUGCAAAUUCACCUGACCUCUGGCAGAGAAUCUCACCCACUGAUCGAGGAGGGGAAAGUGUUUACUCAAUCAGCAUUUCCCAGGUUUGAAAAAAAAAAAGACCACUGCCACAGGGCUCCUGGGAGCCGGGGCUCAUGCAUGUCUCAGCAUAAAUUAGUAAAAGAAAAAAGAAAGCUCCUGUGUCGGACUGCCCAGACAAGAAGGUGAAUCUCAGCCACAGGGCCACAUCAGCUUUAACAGCUCCUCUACUGGGAGCCAAUUUAAAGCAUCAACAUGAGCCGUUUGUUUCUAAAAGCUUGAGAUUUCUCCGAUUAAUAUCCACUUUAAUGCGAAUUUUCUCCUAUUAGUAAUCGAGACAAAACUAUAAAGAUUCAGCAUCAAAUGUGACAUAUAAACGGGGAUUUUGGAUGCAGAGAUGAAGAUUAAGAUCAAGUAGUGGCUUCUGAUUUCUAAUGGUAUGUAAGGCUCCAAUUUCAGUGAAUGAAACACACACCUUUUUAAAGACUAGACAACCAAAACACCACAUACAGCACAUGAAAGCCCCCAGAGCAUCAGUGAAGCCUGCUCUCUGUCAUUCCCAAUGAAAACAAACAGCAAUUUUUCAACAGCAGCCCCCCACCCACACUUCUGAAAGUAACAGUGACGUGCAUUUAGUGCCGGUCACAUUCUCCCACUAUAAAUCUGACUCUUACCUCCGUCUCCCUCUCUUGCUUCCCUGGCUGGAUCGAGUAUGGCAUCCCCUCAGCCUGAUACUGUAUGGAGAGACAAUGGGCAGAGUGUUGGGGGGGAGGAGGAGUUACUAUGUGAGCAGGAGAGAGAGUGAAAGUGGAGGGAGUAAAAGCAGAAUGAAAACUGAAAGAGGGAGAGAGAGAGAGUUAGGAGGGAGAAAGAGAAGCUCAGUGGGGAGAUCACUCUCUCACAAUAUUCUCAAACCUCGAAUCUGACGAAACGUUACAUGAAUGACAAUUCCUGAACGCCCCCUAUCCCCCCCCUCCCCUCCUUCCUCUUUGCGAUGUCAGAGAAAACAGCAAGCAGAGAAAUCUCUCUUCACGUGGGGAGUGUAAGGGAAAAACAAGAGACUGUGAGAGAAUGGGUCCUGGUUUUUCAAACAAGUCCCUUUUCUUUGGCUUUCUUUGAAUGAGUUCUUAAGAUUCCAAGUUGGCAGAGUGCCCAUGGGUCCUGGAUGGAAAAGGAUAAAAGAAGGGGCUGAGGUAGGGGGGCUGACUAUUGUGUUUGUUCCCUUCCUUUUAGUCCUGGCACUCUAGUUGAUCUUUGCAGCCAGUUGCUGAAUAUUCCACUCACUUAUUCCCCCAUUGUAAACACAAGCCAAGAUCUCGAAUUCAUCUUCUGUCUGGACUGAUUCUUAUUUCAUCACCUUCAGAUUUAUCACUCGAAUCAUCCUGUGUGUAGAUUUUUUUUAAAUUUCACUCAAGGAUAGGACCAAAAAUCACCAAAUGAGCAAUGUCUCAGUCAGUCAGCAGUGAUCUGAAGAUCCUGGAGUCUUUUUCGUCUUUGUUUGGGCCUCUUUUUUCUCUCUCUCUUCUUUGUCCCCUUAACAGUCCAUCACUCGUGAAGGGAGAAUGCUGUUUUGCCUGGUGAAUCUGGGAUGAAGACAGCAGGUGCUGUUGCCCCUUUCUGAGCCACAUUCACUCUCUACUCCCCCCCCCCUCCCCUUCAUCCGUUUCCUCUACUCUCCUCCCUCCUCCUCCUCACUCCCCCCCUGUGUCUCUGAAAGGAGGGGGAGAAUGAGCUACUGUAUAAUGAAGCACAACAAGAGAAAAAAUGCCGUUUUUAAUGGGUGACGUCACAGAAUCCGCCUAAUGAGGGUGACUAUGUAAAGCGUGUAAGGGAUUAACACAACUGUAUUUCUUGUCAGUCACCGCCGCUGCUUGUGCUGCAUCAGUGCCGCAAGAGAAACCCUGUUUUUACUCCCAGUCUACCCCUCCUCCUCCUCCUCCUCCUCCACCUCCUUUCUCACAAGCCCUCUCCUACCCUCUCUCUCUCUCUCUCUCUCUCUCUCUCUCUGUCUUCCUCUUGCUUCCCCUCAAAUAAACACACAGGCUUGCUUCAUUACUAUUCACCAGGUUUCACCGAGACACGCAUCAUUGCUCGGCUCCCUACAACUGUGUCGAGAGGAGGCAGGGAGGGGGAGAAGAGAAGGAGGAGAGGGAGAAGGAUAAGAAGAGGGGGGAAAAAAGCAAAAGAUGUUUUAUGAUAGAGAAGAAUAAAUCACUGCUGUGUUUUCUGUGUCCGGAUGCGUGUAGACACAUAUUAGCAGACAGCUGCAUGCAUGAGAUGCUCUCUUUCUUCUUCCUCUGACAGAAAAAUCUUCAGAGGGGGAACAAAGCUGGUUUCAGUCCUGAGCGCAGAGAUCUGUUUUCCUUUGUGGGGAUUUUGAAUUCAUCACUUGCCUUUCAUUAAAUGCGCUGAGGGUUGUUCUCUCUAUCACAGCAUUGAAAUUAUUAUCUGUGCUGAUACACUGACAGAGCAUUUCAUCCAUGGAAAAGGGCACAGGGUUUGAUUUCUAUUCCUGUGUUGGCUCAGUCUAAGCCCCCUAACUCUCCAACACAAUAACUUGACUGCACCGUGGAUCUCAUUCUCUGGUAUACUGCUUUUAAUUUAAAACUUGGAUUACAAUUAUCCAGGGACAACAGUGAAGCUGAAGUUUUUCUCACAACUUAUGAAAUCAUACAGAGUCAAUUACAUGGUUGGAGUAAAGAUAUUAAUUUCAUUAGCCAUGUACCUGCAUGAUAUUCAAUUUAACAUUCAUUCAUUUAAACCUUUAUUAGACUUCAUUUAAGUUUCAAUAAUGUGACGAUAUAAGGAAGUCCACAUCUGAAUCAAACUAAGAGAAGGUAAACUUCUUAAAAAUUUCCCCAUAAAUAAAUAAAGAACGCUUGAAUGAUUUACUAGAGCCAAAGGAUAAAUAAAGUAAAGUUUAUUUCUUAAGUCUGACUGAUCACAGAUUUACUGAUGCUUUAAACUCCAUCAUUCUCAGUUUUUCCGUUUAUUUAAAUGACGUCUAGCAGUUCUUUGUAGUAUCUUGAUUUGUAAAACAAAUUAACACAGCUAAAUAAAUGUACUUAAAUUGUCUUUUAGAUUAAAUAGUCAAAUAAAUACUCCACACUUUCACCUGUGGAGUAUUUAUUUGUAUUUACCUUCACCUCCACAGCUUUAAUGUUACUAUUUGAGUUGUUUAUAGUGUAAAUACUUCUAUAUUAUCUCUAUAUUUUUACUUAUUAUUUAUCUCCUCUUUUUACUGUAUUUGAACUGAACUACUGUGACAAAAGCAAUUUCCCCUUGAGGAUUUUUAAAGUAUUUCUGAUUUUGAAUGAUAUGAUACUAUUGUUUCACAAAUAAGAGACAGCUUCUGUGAAAUACAGAACACACAAUAUUAGCUGGCGCAGCCAUAGAGACAUCACUGGCCUAGCAGUCGAUGCAUGUGCCCCACAUACAGACCCAAGAGGUCGUCCCGGUUGUGCCUCCAGCACUCCCUGCUCUCUCCACCUGCUCUGCUCACUGUCACGUCCUCUCCAAAUUAAGGCAAAAAUGCCCAAACACCAGACUCUAACACAACAAAACUAUAGCUAAGAUUUUAUACGUUGGAUUAUAUGUAUUUUGUGAAGGUUUGGAAGAUGUAGAUCUUUGUGUAAAUAUAAUACAAAGGCAUGUGGUUAUAGAUAAGUCACUCUAAAAAUGAUUUGUUAGAAAUAAUAUGGCAUAAAUUAGGAGUAUAAAUUAAUUAGUCAAUGUGACAGGGAUCAACAGAUACAGUAUCGCCCCAUUCAUCUAGACUACAGAGUGGAAUUGGCUGACAGAGUCUAUUAUCUUCAGAGGCCUCCAGAUGUGAUCGGCUGCUGUGCUGUAAAGAAUCCUGGGUGGGAUUUCCUGAUUGAAGUCUUUAUGUGCUCCACUGAGCUUAAACCUCUAUUCACAUGAUAUUAAAUCCGAGACUGUUGGUGAAAAAGCUCUUAGAUUCAGUUUGAAACUCAAGCGACACUCAAAAGGACCAAUAGUACGCACAGUGAAAUCCAAGAACAGUGUGCUUCGUUUCGGAAAGGACUGAAGUUGGUCUUGAAGUAAACUUUGAGUAACUGUCGCGCUUUUUCACUCAAAAUGGGAGGAUCGAAAACAGUCUCAGUUUGCAGAAUAAUAACUGUGUCACUAAUGGAAAGUUGAAGAUAUUUGGAAACUUUUUUUUAAAGAAUUAUACACAAAACUACAUAUUUCUAACCACUUUAACCAAGCCUAAAACCAUGCGCAUCUUAACAACUUACAAUAAUACAUCAAAGUAAUGUGUCUUGGCUAAAAAACAUAAAUCAAAAUGAUCUCAAGAGCGAAUUGAUUCCCAUCAAAGAGCUCCAAGUCUUCGCUCGCUCAGAGUCGAAAAGAAUAGUCAUGUUUUACCCUGCAGACAUGUCUGUUUGCAUGCCACAUAUCCUUGGCUCUAUUUUGGGCCUGAGGAGAAGAAGCGUGGGAGGGGAGGCAGGGGGGGGAACUGAAGGCCAUUUCCAACUGGGACUACAGGGACUGACUGACUGACUAAAGAAAUGUGGAUAGUUGACAUCUAAAUUUGUUUAAUCCAAGAGGGGCCUGUCUUGUGGCUGUUGGAGCGGAUCUCCUCCAGUAUGUUGACACAGAAUCCUGCGUAUUCUUGUGUUAGUUUACAAGCAUCAAAACGCUCAUAUAUUAUAACUUUCUUGUCUUUAAAGAGAUACUAUCAUUCAUUCAAUCAAUGUUAUGAAAUAUAUCCUCUCUGUUGAUAUCUGAUAUUUAUCUUGAGGUGACUGUUGACACAUUCCGAAUAGGGAUAGGGAUCAUUAGUUUUUAUUGGUACUGAUGGCAUUAUCAAGACUUCUAAAUGAUUCAAGUCCUUAUUGAUACAGCUUUUCUAUGAUUGCUUACCUUCAGACUUUUGUAUUAAUGUAGAUUUUUUUUGUGCCAAAAAACAUUUUGUCUUUUUCUGGACCUGGCAUUUGAACGCAUCAUUAUAAUGUUUUAUUUACUUCACGAAUUCUUGUUUUGGCGACCCAACCUUUAACACCACAUGAUAUAAGCGUAUAUUACCUCGGUUAGUUAGUUAGCUAACUUAAGCUAAUUUGCGACAGUCUAUUAAUAUGCAUGCAACACUGAUUUAAUUAACACAACAUGACUCUACUCUAACUAUGAUGAUACUUUCACGAGACUUUCAAGACUUAAUGGCACACUCUAUACGCUCAGACAUGAUUGAUUUAAAAAAAAUACUACGCUCGAUAUGGACCCGGUUAUCGACUCCUAAUAUCCAAGGUGGCAGAUAGUAAGCAGUGUUUCCUGUAUUUGUUUUGAUUUUUGAUACUGUUGACCACACCUUACUUAAAUGUCUAGAUGCUAUUGGGUUUCUGGAGUGGACAUAUACUUGGGUGGUUUGCUAACUAUCUCACUCGAAGAACAUGGGUAGUUCAAGAAGGUAGUGCCUUAGAGAUGCAAAUCCACAAGUGGGUUACUACGAGGAUCAGUCCUGGGCCCACUUCUAUUUACUUUUAGUGGCCUUUCGCUAUAUGGACAUGUCAAGCUUUUCUUUAUAUGUAAAAAAGAAGUAAGUGGAGUUCACAUUUUUGCCUGUUCCUGAUUAUGGUGAUGUGUCGUACAAAGGCAUUCAAGCCACGCCGGCUUGGUCACUGUUAAUCAUAUUUAUGAAGCCAUUCUGGGCAAAAUACUGAAAGUUAUUGUCAUUCUGUUGAAACAUCAUGUUGCUGCCACUCUUGGCGAGGCCUGUCCUGACAAAGAGAUCUCAGAUAUCAAUGGGACUAACCUGGCUAAAUUAAAGGUCAAAUAUAGAUUAAUACGUGUAUUCACAACACUGUCACGCAAUACAGAAGCCUAUAAUGCAAAAAAAAGUUUUAGUAGUUUCUAGAAAACUUAAAUGGAGCUUAUGCAAGUUUUUUGGCUCAACAAUGAAAGAAAAACACAUUUUAGAGAGAAGCUAUUCAGUUGGGAGGAAACUGGUCUGUUUUGAUUACAGCAAUCAUUUAAAUAAGUUGUUUAGAAUUUUGCAAAGUCAUUUGCUAAAAUGUGUUUAAAUAUCUGCUAAUGGUAACUGGGAAUGAGAUGUUUUUCCAAAUUUGCACGAGUAAAUAGAGAGUUUUACAUAAUGUUUUGACAACAUGAUCUUUCAUUGUGGAAUUGAGCCAAAGACUCUUAGAAUAAAAGUUUCAACACAACUCUGGACUCAUAAAAAAUACAUUCAUGUAAGUUACUCGUCUUCUAUUAUGCAUGGCAAGGUGAUCUCGAUUCUCAUUAAACACAUCACGAACUUUAGCACAGCCAUUAAAACGAGCAGAUGAGGUUAGAGAAGAGCAGGGAGAAAAAAAAUAAAUCCAUAAGAUUAUGAUUCCUGUCACAUUGUCCUGGCUCUGCCUCAAGCCUCUGAUUGAGAGUUGGCGAAAUGUCAGCCGAUGGAGAUGAGACCAGAGAGGAGAGAAUCAAAGCUUUCUUUGUCCACUUUAAACCCGGCUACUGAUGUUUUGUGUCUUUAUGUGGCUGCCAUCAGAAAACCAUGUGUCACACCGAUAAAGAGACAGAAAGAGAAAGCAACAAUGAUGAUCAAAUAACGUGAAAGAGACUCAGAAUUUUUGCUUUUCUUUAUUAUAUUCAUGUUUACCUCACAGAGAUUUAUGUAUGAGGUAUGUUUCUUUUUCAAUCAGUCAAGACUGGGUUUGGACAGUAUGUUUAAAUGAUUACGUGCUGUACACAUGCCAAAAGAUUCACACAUUGAUACGUGAUAUUAGGAAUAAAACACACAGUGAGGGACUCAAUUCAAAUAUAGACUUUAAUAUGAGGUUAUAGGGCCAGAUAGAUAAGACUCAAGGAAAGAACCAAAUCAAAUAAAAUAGACAGAUGAAAUACAAUAGAUGAAAUGAUAGCCAAACCAAAAAAUCCAAUAAUAAUUUAUUAUUAGACAAAUAAAUUGAUAGAAAUUAUUUAAAGACUAGACUUAAAUAGUCAAAUUAAUUAAAAAUAUUAGACUUGAGGACGCCUGGGCUGAAAUGAUUAACCACAAUAUAUGAUCAGGCAGAUGAAAUCUCAAUUAGUUAUCAGACUAAAAUGCUUGAAUGUGAUGAAUUAUUCAACAGAAAUAUCAAAGUAGGCAAAUAUAACUGAUCUUUGCCUUCAGUUGUUGAUGAAUUCAAUACUUGCACACCCUCUAGUGUUGAAACUGUGUGUGGUAAUCCCAUCUCUCUAUUCCUGGGACUUUUUCAGUGUUUUUACUGUGAUAUUCCAUCCCAUACCUGAUCCUGAUUGGAAGAACCGUUAGUGGUUUGGAGUUUUGAUCAGAGAGAUGGUUCUUGAUGAGCCAAAUAAUCUGAAUCAGUAAAGAAAGCCUAGAUUCCUAUGGAUAUGAUCCACACUGAGGUUGUUUAACUGAGAAAGAAUAAGGGUCCUGAUCCAGAUCUUACAUGGUAAGAUGGAUCACAAACAACUUGAGCAAGAUCAGAUGGCCUUUGUGGGGACUCUCUCUGUUGCAGCAAGAGAGGGGAAGAGGAGACUCUAAACAGGCUGUAACAUUAUUCAUGUUGACUGCUUUAUUUAGACAGAGUGAACUGAUUAACCGUGAUCAACGCCAAGUUUUAGCUCCACACGGCCUGAUCAAUGAGCUGUUGAUGUGCUUAACAUGCUUUGAUUUCGACAAGCAAAUGAAUUCACCCAAUAGAAUUUUGCUCGUGAAUGAAAUUGGACCCUUAAGUUUGGGAAAAGCUGAUCUAGGCAAACGCUUUCUAUUUUAAAAGUGAAAAAAGUAAAUCCAAAAGUCCUGGACCAGGUGUUAAAUCGAUCUCUUUAUUUCCCCCAUACAUAACCAGAUACUGAUGUCCUACUUCAGUGACCAGGAGUUACUGUUGAUCUUUAACGGCUGCCUCUCACACCUCUAAGAGCAAGCUGGUUGACAAUUACCAAAGGAAAUCUUCUUCUGUUGCUAUAUCUCUAAAAGAGGAAGAGGAUGUUAAUGAAUGCCUUUUGUAUAAACACACAUUUUUCACAGGGCUUAGUACCUGAACAGCAUCUCCACUUUGCAGGGCAUGUUAGCAAAUCAGUUACACCGUUUGUAAGCUUGCGUGCGAUAUCAUUGUGUAGACAGACUCAGUCUCAGGACAUGGCUUCAAACACUCUGCACACUGAAACCAGAAGAGGCAGAAGCAUAUAAUUAAAGAAUCACACAACUACCAUAUAAAUAGAUUAUCAAUAUAUGCACAAAAAAGGAAAUGAGUCACAUAAGGUUGCAGCUUUUUAUAUAAUUCGGAAGUUGAAAGCUGUCUAAACUCACUGAGGGUUAAUAAUAAUCCUGAAGAGGUGAUUUUUCUUUUUUUGUUUCCUUAUUUAAGCUUACCGGACGUCCAUAUUUGGCCACAACCUCAUCAGUCUUUCCUUUUGUAAUCAUUGAAAGGAUUAGGUACUUAGAUUUACUUGUAUUUAUACUACUAGUGUUCAAGUAAUACAACACUACUAUUCACUCCUCUUGAAGAAAGUUCCAAUUAUUUUUAUCCAAAGAGUACAGAAGAGCCAGAAUCUGCCGCCAUGGAAGAGUCUGUUCUCAUAUGGGUCAAGCUAAACAUUGUAGGGUUAUAUUCCUAGUCGUCUUCCUGAACUUCAGAUUGACCUACACACAGCUGCAGGCAGGAAAAGAUAUUUAAGAAAUGUAAGUGAAGUUGAGGAGAGCAAAAACUAAAAUAAAAUGGAAUAAAUUGAAAUGAUCUGUUAGCUGUAAGUGUACAGUACUGAGUGUCAUCUGCCCCUUUGUUUGCCAGCGUGCUAAUAAUUGUUGCAAGUAGAUGUAGAGACAAUGAAGUCAACUGUUCGUUGGUGGACUACUGCUUUAAAACAUUUUUUAGCAUUUUUCUUCAGUUGAAAGUAAACAAAAAUAAUAAAAGUGAAUCAUGUCUGUAUGAAUUUUGCAGCUGGCCUUCCACAUACUCAUUUUUUAUUUGUUUUGUUGUCUAUCUAACACUGUAAAACUGUGAUUAGUUUUUGAGUCAGUUGUUUCAUAAAAUCAUUUGAGGUAUCCACAUUUUUCUCACUAAUCUUUUACUAACUUAUUCCCUCAGGAUGUAUUCAAGUGCCAAUUUUGAACCAUUUUAUACACAGAAAUUUCACUUGAAGUGUGGCAGUCAUCAACAGGAAAAUUACCUGACAAAGACCAGUGGGUUAGGACUUUGUGAUUUUGUGGCAUUGAGUAGCAAGUGUGUAGGUUUACUUUUCUUCCUACCAAGUCCCAGAGUAAGACACCUGCAUAGAACACCAUUGAAACUUAUGGGGGUGUCCAAAGUUUGUGGGCACUGGUCAUAAAAUCAAGUGUUUGACAAACUAAGAAAAAAUCAAUAUCCUUAAUACAUUCAAAUCUCAUUGAAACCAUGUAGGCCGGAGCAGAAUGAGCAUGCCAAUCCAUUCAGUGUAUUUGUGAGCAGUUAUAGGAUAAAUAAACCCUCAAUAGUUGCCAACAAAAGUUUUGAAUAGUUAGCAACAUUAAAAAGCUUCUUGGUGUACCUGGAGGGAUUGAUGUACAUCAUCUGCAUACAGAAUCAAUCUGUACCAAAUCUCACAACAGUCUGCUCUUGGAUGUUCGAAUAAAAACCAAAAUCAUCAGAAACUUGUUAGAAUCAGUUCAAUUCAUCGUCUUUGGACCUUGAAUGUGUAUAGAAAAAGACACAGCAAUCCAUCUUGUAGUUUUCGAGACAUCUUUGGUAUCUCUUGGAUGGAAAUUAAAACAUGAAUAGAAAUAAUGUGGCAAAGCUUAGGGUCAAAUACUAGGUACAUAAAAUGAUUCAGUGAAGGGGUUUAAAAUGGAAACAAGAUUACGGGUCUCAAAGAUACGGCAGCCUACCUAUGAGUAAACCUUGAGUCACUUUUUUCCAGAUAGGCUCGGAAGUACCAUGACAAAUGUACUCUUUUUUUUUCUGGGAGCAUUUCAACACAGUUCUUCACACUGAUAAUCAUUGACACAAUUCAAAUGGUCUUAUUAUUGUUGGAAGGAUCUCCACUUCACACAUUAACUCAAGAGGACAUCCUUUUGAGUUAGGCAAUCCCAGGAGGAGGAGGGAGCCAAAAGCUUUAAAAGAGAUCAUAAAAACUCAGAUCUACCGCAGUAAGCACCCACAAAACUAGAAUAUCAUAUCAUCGGUUAAAGAAAAUCGGUAGCUUGCUUCUUUAAGGUGAAUUUAUCUUCAUUUUGGCCAAGAUGUUUGUGGAUGAGCGGGUCCUUACUUUGUUUAAAAGGAACGCCCAUCACACACUGACCUACUGGAGCGUUUUCUUCAGCUUCGGACUCUGCAUCGCUUUCCUUGGACCUACAAUUUGCGACUUGCAAAGUCAAACAAACUCAACGAUCGAUCAGAUAACCUGGGUGUUCUUCUCCCAGCAGUUCUGCUUGUUGAUCGGCAGCUCUAUCGGUGGAGUUUUCAAAAGGACGUAAGUCUCACGACCCACCUGACCUAUUCAGCGCCAUGCAUAUUUAAGAAUGUUUUACCAUUAUUGUGAUUUUUUUUCUGUCUUAAAGGUUGCUCAGUGCUUUGUCCGCCUUAUUUGUCUCUGCCUUGAUCAUCUCUGUAAUAUUUGCCAUCAUCCCGCUGUGCAAUAAUGUCCUCCUGCUUGCCGUUGCCAUGGCUGUGUCUGGGUUGGCAAUGGGAAUUAUUGACACGAUUGCCAACAUCCAGCUGGUGACCAUUUAUCAGAAGGACUCAGCUGUCUUCUUACAGGUGAAAAAAAGCAUUUUGUGCAUCUAGAGAGUGCUUGAAGGGUGCUUGAGAGGUGUUAAAAGUGUUUUUUUAUGAAAUGUAUUUUAGAAUAACUCAGUAACGGCCUUAUUCAUGGGCCUUUAAAAAAAGUAAAACCACAGUAAUUUAUUUCUCUGGCCUUUUUAUUCUUCUCUUUUUGCAGGCUCUUCAUUUUUUCAUUGGCUUCGGAGCCCUGGUGAGCCCUCUGAUUGCAGAUCCUUUCCUCUCAGAGGGCGGCUGCGGGAACAGCACAGGGAACGGGAGCCAGAUCAUGCAUCAUGUCAGGUUCAUGCUGAGACACACUCCAAUCCUGGAGCCCAACAUAACUCAAAGCCACCCAGUCCAUGCAGGAGAGGAAGAGGAGUCCAGUGUGCACUAUGCUUUCUGGAUCAUGGCGCUUAUUAAUGUGAGAAACAAAGCGAUUCAGCUGAAGAGCAAAAGUAGGGGUUGCAUAUCUUGUUUUUUACAAAUCUUGGUGUCAUGCGUGCGCCCGUAGAUUCCUGUGCCUUUGGCCGUCCUGUUCCUGAUGUACCGAGAGCAGCUGAUCCCGUGCUGCCCAAGCGGUACUCCUCGACUGCUGGACAAAGAUGAACUGGCAAUGGAGCACCAGCAGGGGGCAGAAAGCACAGAGGAGGAGCAGAAAGAGCAUGAAGCAGGAGGUAAAGAAAAGGGAGAGAGUUCUAAUAAUAAUGAUAAAUUUUAUUUAUAACGCGCUUCUACAGGUGCUCAAAGAAGCCUUACAAAGAAAAAGAAGAAAUAAAAUAAAAAAACACAAUUAAAAAUACAGAAAAUUUAGAGAAUCGUUAAUAAUAACGAUGUAAAAGGUUAAAAAAGACACAAUAUGAGAAGACAAUAAAAGAACAGUUCACAGUUUAAAAGCCAAUUAAAAAGGUGUGUCUUUAGGAGUGAUUUAAAAGUGUGGGGGUCAGUACAGUCUUGGGGAAACAAGUUAGGAAACACUCAAUUUAGAUGGAUAAUGCACACUUACUUCAGAGGAGUUGUGGUUUGGUUAAUGAGGAUAAUAUGUUACAUAUAAAAAGUGUUAAACAUAUAAUUUAAUCAGGAUUUAAAGAGGUCACAGCAGUGGACAAUGUAUCAGCAACUAUAGCAGGCAGUCUCUGUUUUAAGAUCCUAUCUAAAAACAGUAGAAGCAGUGAGUCAGUGUUUUUAUUAACAUCACCAUGACGAUGUUUUCACACCACUUUUACAGGUGGAUACAGUAUUGAUGAGAAAUAAAGUGUUGGUGUUGUUGGAGUCUUAUCUAGUUUCACAACCUCAUUUUUGUCUUUUUGGGUGUGUCUCAGGUCACGGGGAUAUCUUCAGCUGCUGUCGGAAUGAUAACCUGCGCGGGCUGCCGGUAUCCUUCUUUAUGAUCCAUAUCCUUGGCGGGCUGGUGCUCUUCAUGACCGAUGGUAUUGUGGUAAGAGGGAGUGCAUUGCUUAUUCCACAUUAAAUUUUAUGGAUGCAGAGAAAAGCUGCUCCACAAUAAACACAAAGAAGAUCUCAGUGAAGAAUCUGCCUCCUCCUCCUCCUCCUUCUUCUCCUCUCAGGGUGCAUAUGCUGGUUUUGUGUACUACUACGGAGUCGCCCCGCCUAUGUCUCUGCCCCCUAAGACCGCAGGUUACCUGGCCAGCAUCUUUUGGGCUGCGAUCACCGCCGGACGUCUGUUGUCUAUUCCUCUCUCGUAUCGCUUCCAGCCUGUGAGGCUGCUCAUGUUCAACCUGGUGAGACCAAUAAAACAUUUAUAGUGCCAUCACAUUAUGGAAGAGACAUAUUGAUCACGCUCUCUCUCCUUGGUUUUUACAGGCGGGGGCUAUUGUUACUGUGUUGAUGCUGCUUAUUUUCUACACCAGCAGCACCUUUCUGUUUGUGGGGACCUGUUUAUGCGGGCUUUUCCUCAGCAGCAUAUUCCCCUGUAUGCUCGCCUACACCGAAGACAUCCUUGAUUAUCAGGGUAUAAUAAAGUGUUAUAGCGUGGUGUAAAAAAAAUAAAAUAAAACAAAGCAAGGAGAGGAAAUAAAACUUACUUUUAUUUUCUUUUCUUUGUGCAGGAUGUGCAACAUCAGUCCUGGUGACAAGUGCAGGGAUGGGAGAGAUGGUAAUGCAGGUUCUGGUCGGCUCAGUAAGUCUGAUGAGCAUCUUCAUUAUUCUACAGAACCAGAGUGUGCAGAAGCUGAGAAACAGGCUUAUGAAUGCAAAAACUUGCCCAGCAGAGAUUUACAGUCAUGUUCAGAAGUUUAAUGCAGCUAUCUCAUCCCCAGAUUAUCCACACUGAAGGCAGUUACAGCUUCCUGCUGUGCGGGAUGGUAAUAGCCUGCCUCGGUUUUAUCGUCUUCAUUGGUCUCAUGCUGUUCCACCGAAUGCACAGAAAUUACCUCACAGGUAUAGCAUCAGUCAGCGAACACACGCUCUGAUGGAACGUGUUUGUUUUUAUUCAUUACUAAACCUCGCUGACUCUUAUCAUCCUCCGUAUCCCAACAGGAACCAAGAAGAAGUCGGCCAUGGUGGAAGAACCAGCGGGGGAGCAGGAUGGGUCGGCUAAAACAGAGCAGAAAGAGAACAGCUGAGGGGGGCAGAAGCUGUGAUUUUCUCCUUUACUGGCAACUAUAAAGGAGAAGGUAUCACAGCAGUUUGACUCCAGAGCCUUACAAAUGAAUAUUAUGCUGAUAUACUUUUGUUGUACUUGAAGUAACAUGGUUUUUGCGCUUGCGUAGAUGUUGCGCUAAAGUAAAAAGUUACAGUUUUUAUUUUAAUCAUAAACGUUAGAUUUCAGUUCUGUUUUAUGUGGCACCAGAUUUCAAACUUACAAGACGAGAUUUAAAAUUACCUGUAAAAUACGAGAAAGUUUGUUUGUUUAGGUUUAAAGUGAAAUCUUGACAUUUUUACUUGCUUUCGCUUUUUUUUUGCAUUCCCAUGAGUCUACAUAAUACAUGCAAUGAAAUAAUAAUCUUUAAUUUAGAAAUUGCAUUCAAAAUUAAAAGCUAAGAAAAGUAUGAAUGUGAACAAUACAUCUGUAACAAUUCAAACCUGUGUAUUCUUUCCCUGGGGUUUAGCGUUGUUAAACAUCCAAUGUGGAAGGAAGGACUUUGUACUCAAGGAAAUCGUACCUACAAAACCUAAAACAAAUGUAAAACAGUCACCCAGUCACUGAACAGUUAACCAGUCAAUCUAUAACUCCAGCUGUGGGACUGUUGCGACAACAGCGGGAGCUCGCAGAGCUGAAAGUGGGUCUUUCGGUUAUAAAACAGAACUGGUUCUUGUUAAUGGGUCAGACAUGCGCUGGUGGCAAAAAACUCUCAACUCAAGUUUCCAAAUCAACACUCAGUCUCUCAGCUUAGGAUCCCCUGCUGUCUCUGCAUUUCUUUUUCACAUAGACCUGGAACACAAGAUUUAUUAACAUGCAUGACUGUGGAGCUAGAGAGCUUUUAACCUACUUUUUACUCGACAGGGUCUUGUUCACUCCGUCUGGAGUACAAAACCACUCACUUACUGUACAUUAUCACCUAAAUAUUAGCCUGCUUAUUAAUUAAAAUUCACAUCAAAAUGUAAUUUCCCAUUAGUCCAUUAAAUGAUGAAACAUUGCCAAUCUUGCUAGACAGCACCAGAGUUACAAGUUGGUCAAACACAUUGUUCAUAUUUCUAUUUCUGCAGACCCAAAAUGAUCCAGAUUAUCCUCAAUUUAUGUUGAAGGCAACAUUCCUGUCCUAGUUAGGGUGAGUGACACACUUUCAAACAUUUGAUAUGAAGUGUGUGAUCUGGUCAAGUCUCGACCAAUCAGAAACAAGUGUUGGACCAGUAUUUAGCCUGGUACUGGCGACCUUUUCUUGAUCACUUAGAGGACAGGGUUGAGACUCGGACUGUGAUGUUGCUGUGUACAUGACUGAAAACAUCACAUACGGCGCUUCAAUGGCCCACUGACCAAGUCUGGGACUCCGAUAAGCAGAAUCAAUGGUGUCCUUUGCAGCAGGAGCAGCAGCAGACAUCAGACGACGCGCCUUGUCGCUCUGCUCAGCCUCAUUCUCAAAGGCAGCUCUCAUCUCCUGUUGAAUGUCAGCAGAUAUAAAAUAUUCAAUAUCGAGUUAACUCCGUGAUUUGUACCUGGGCGAGGUUGCUCUGUAUUCUGUCUUUGAGUCAGCGUGGCACAAAUAAACCCUGGAGAGAUUUGUCUUGUCCAAAACAUUUGAGCCAGAACAGCCAAAUUUACGAUCAGAUAAGAAAUUAAUUAAACCUCGGAGAUUAAAAAGGUGCAAACUUACUCCCAGAUAUGCUCUUAAGAAAAUGGAGUAAAAAUGAUUAUCCUCAGAAGGACCUCCUCUGGUGGCCAGAUACUCAUUCAAUCCCAUUUCUAAAGAGCCUAAUGAGGCUAAAGGAAGUUUAAUUGCUAAAGGAAACAUUUGUGAAAACCUCAUGUGGGAACAGUAAAAAUAAAAGCCUAUGAAAAUUGAAAAUCUUGAUUGUUUUGUGUUCCAAGUCUGCAGGGGGUUGGAAAUGAUCUCACUCUGAGAUCCAAAACUUCAUCCUUCAACAGACAGAAAGAUCUUCAGAGUGUUAUUAUUGCUGAAAAACUUGACAUUUCACCUUUGAGGCUCAGUCAUCUUGAGGUCCUGUGAAGAUUACUCAAAUUAGGCCAAUGACGUACGGAGAACUAGUCCAGGAC
Molecule: messenger RNA, 23207 nt
Organism: Xyrichtys novacula (pearly razorfish)
Lineage: Eukaryota; Metazoa; Chordata; Actinopteri; Labriformes; Labridae
Source: the annotation of a GenBank genome assembly